This is a messenger RNA of Rotaria sordida, 342 nucleotides long. NCBI's taxonomy places the organism in Eukaryota, Metazoa, Rotifera, Eurotatoria, Philodinida, Philodinidae. The record is from the annotation of a GenBank genome assembly.
AUGAAUGAUUUCGAUGAAGAUAUUGAUCCACUUAUGGGUCCUGUAGCUGAUCUUAUGGCUGAACAUAAUCUAUCCUCGACAACAACAACAACGGCAUCAAAAAUUCAGAAACCAAUUGAAUCAAUUGAAAUUCUUGAUCAAAAAAUAAAUAUUCUUGAUUAUUUAUCAUUUUUUAAUAUUCAUUUAUUAUUCAAAGAUAUCUUUAAUUAUCUUCUUGAUAUUCAAUGGUAUAAUAAAAUGAGGAAACUAUUUCCAAAAACUGAACAAGAAAUCUUUUUAAAUCAUUCACAAAUGUAUUCAUCAUUAAAAAAGUUAUUUCUUUUCUUUAUUGUAAGUAUAUAA